AUGAGGAUCUGGUGGCUCCUGUUCGUCUCCGGAGUCUGCGCAGGGAUGGUGAACUCACAGGACACCUGCAGGCAGGGCCACCCUGGCGUCCCCGGGAACCCGGGUCACAAUGGAUUGCCCGGGAGAGAUGGACGAGAUGGAGCAAAGGGUGACAAGGGGGACGCAGGCGAACCAGGACAUCCUGGGGGCCCAGGGAAGGACGGGAUGCCCGGAGAGAAAGGAGAACCAGGAGCCGAUGGAAACGUUGAAGCAAAGGGCGUCAAAGGUGAUCAGGGCUCAAGAGGCCCCCCAGGGAAACACGGCCCAAAGGGACUUGUGGGCCCCAUGGGACAGAAAGGCCUCAGAGGAGAGACGGGCGCCCAAGGGCAGAGGGGGGAGAAGGGCGACGUGGGUCCCGUUGGUCCAGAAGGGCCAAAGGGCAGCACUGGACCUUCGGGCCCAACGGGUUUACCUGGCCCCGUGGGCCCCACCGGAAAGCCGGGUCCCAGGGGAGAUGCCGGCCCCUUGGGGCCCCAGGGUGAGCCCGGAGCCCGGGGACUGAGAGGCUGGAAAGGAGAUCGAGGAGAAAAAGGGAAAAUUGGGGAGACGCCAGUCUUGCCCAAAAGCGCCUUCACCGUGGGGCUCACGGUGCUGAGCAAGUUCCCUCCGUCAGACGCGCCCGUCAAGUUCGACAGGGUCCUGUACAACGAGUUCGGCCACUACGACGUGGCCACGGGGAAAUUCACCUGCCACGUCGCUGGCGUCUAUUACUUCACCUACCACAUCACCGUUUUCUCCAGGAACGUCCAGGUGUCUUUGGUCAAAAAUGGGGUAAAAGUCCUGCACACCAAGGACGGUUACGUGAGCUCCGAGGACCAGGCGUCCGGUGGCAUCGUCCUGCAGCUGAAGCUCGGGGACGAGGUGUGGUUGCAGGUGACGGGAGGGGAGAGGUUCAACGGCUUGUUUGCGGAUGAGGACGACGACACCACGUUCACGGGCUUCCUCCUGUUCAGCAGCGCGUGAUGGGUCGGGGGGGGCGGGGAGUGGUUAUAGCUCUGUCUCUCCAUCCGCCCGAAUCAGCUUGGUGAAGACAUUAUCUGAUGAUUUUACCACGUUAAUUAUAUCACCACUGUCAGAACCAUAAAAAGGUGAAAGUGGGAAAGUUACUCCUAAAACUGCGUCUAUAGAACUCGCUAUCCUUCCAAGAAUAAAUGUAAAAAU
Kogia breviceps (pygmy sperm whale) is the source of this 1200-nucleotide messenger RNA. RefSeq names its product complement C1q and tumor necrosis factor-related protein 9. Gene Ontology annotation, molecular function: protein binding. The record is from RefSeq and is a predicted model, not a curated record. Lineage: Eukaryota; Metazoa; Chordata; Mammalia; Artiodactyla; Physeteridae.